GGUUCGGUUUGAUUGAGCAGCGCCUGAUUCUCUCCAUCUCCUCUACGCUCGUCCGUCUUCUCCCCGGUCACAUCCUUUCACAGCCAUCAUGUCCAUUUCUUCGCAGGUCGCCGCCCGCUGCUGCAGGCAGAUCGUCCGCCCAUCCGCCGCUUCGUUGCGCCUCUCUUCCUCGACAUAUCUGUCUCAGCGGACACGGAGAUGGCAGUCCACCGAGGCGGAGGCUGCUGCCCCUGUCAACCCUAAGAUUAGCCAGAUUGUUGACCAGAUCAGCACAUUGACGCUUCUGGAGACCGCCGACCUCGUGGCCACCCUCAAGUCCCGCCUCAACAUCCCCGACCUCCCCGUUGGCGGUUUCGCCAUGGCCGGCGGUGCUGCUCCCGCCGCCGCUCCCGCUGAGGAGGAAGAGGCUGCUCCUGCCGCCCAGGAGAAGACCCUCUUCAACCUGAAACUCGAGUCCAUCGACGCCGCCUCCAAGGCCAAGGUCAUCAAGGAGAUCAAGUCUCUCCUCGGCCUGUCCCUGGUUGACAGCAAGAAGUUCGUCGAAUCCGUGCCCAAGGUCCUGAAGGAUAUCCACUCCAGUUGCACAUCCAGCCAAAGUGUGCAGUGCAGUCAAGCACCCAGCUCCGCUCCACCAAGACACAAAUCUCUCCGCCCCAAACCUCCAACAAACAACCACCUCAACCUCCUCCCCAAACAACUCCCCAAAAAUGUCCCUCACAAGACCCCUCCGAAAAUGCCACGCCUCCUCCCUCGCCUCCCCUACCACCACCAUACCCAAUAUAACCAACAUACCCCCCAAACUCAACCCACAAGAACACCACUCAGCCAACGGCAAUUCCACAGCACCCCCCAACCCUCCGCCGCGCGCUCCCCCUCGGUGCGCCGCGCCGAAGCAGCCCAGAAACGGCCGCAACAGCCACGAGCAACAAACACCUACACCGAAGACGGGCUCCUCAAGACCCCAGCACAGGGCGACUUGGCGCAGCGGCUCCGGUUCCUCGAUUUCGCGUCGCAGACCCUGCACCAGGAAGCGCGGCGAUAUGGCGGCGUCACGGUCGACCAUGCUACGUUCGUGCGCAUCGCGAGGGAGCUGUUUAAUACGGCGUAUAUGCAUCCGCCGGCGGGGCAGCUUGUGUUACGGAUCUCGGAUGAUGUAGAUGAGGUCUUUAGGAUAGGCUACCACAUCGGGACAAGCGACAUGGGAUUCAAGGAAUGGGUGCUGGCGGCGUGCAGUCUGGCCGGGGCGCGCGUGCCCGUGCUAUACCAGACGGCGCGGUAUCUCACCAUCACAGAACGACGGGGCACGGAGGUGCGGCAGACGGCUGUUAUCGAUCGGCUGGAGGAACUCGGCCGCACGAGCAACGAUCCCCGCGCGCUGCAGCUGCUGGCGCAGGUGCAGGGCCGUCGGGGGAAGUAUACCCAGGCGCUGGAGCUGAUGGAGGCGGUGCUGGCGCGGAUUCAGCCGGCCAAGAGCGCGCCGCGCGGGGCGGAGCAGUCGUACUUGAUCUCGGAGGUUAUGGAGACGCCGUGGCGGGUGUAUGCGUGGUUGAAGGAGCGGACGGGGGAUGCGAUGGGGGCGGAUGAGGUGAUGCGGAGCGCGGCGCUGGAGUUUGAGGAUCCGCGGGCGUUGCAGGAUUAUGCGAGUUUGUUGAUGCGCGAGAUGGAUCUGGAGGGGUAUGAGGAGGGGAUGAGCAAGGCGGCGAGCUCGGGGGAUGCGAUGGCUUGUCUGAAGCUGGCGAAUUUCUACUAUCUCACGUCGAAGGGGUGGUUUCCUCGGCGGGGGGUGAAGGUGUCGGAGGGGGAGAACGCGAAGGCGAUACCGAGAGCGUCGAGGACGGUUGAUCCGGCCAAGCCGGUGGAGGAGAGGAAGCCCGGCGCGCUGGGUAGGUUCUUCUGGUUCCUUUCUGCGGACGUCAAGUCGCAUGUUGAGUAUCGGAAGUUGGCGAUGGAUUGGUACGAGCUGGCGGUGAAGCAUGGGAACUCGAGGGCCGCGUUGCUGCUCGCUAUCAUUGAGCGUGAGGAUGGGAAUUAUGAAGCGGCGUGGGAGCUCUUCUGGUCCUCGCGGACUGCCGAUGCGAAGGAGUUUAUGCCGACGUCUCAGGAUGAGCUUCUGAAGGUCUGGCGGGAUGAGACGUUCCGGCCCGAGGUGCCGCUUCAGCUGCUCGAUCUUUGA
Molecule: messenger RNA, 2173 nt
Organism: Aspergillus nomiae NRRL 13137
Lineage: Eukaryota; Fungi; Ascomycota; Eurotiomycetes; Eurotiales; Aspergillaceae
Product: mitochondrial 54S ribosomal bL12m domain-containing protein
Exons: 4
Coding region: 89-2173 (694 amino acids)
Biological process (GO): translation
Cellular component (GO): ribosome
Molecular function (GO): structural constituent of ribosome; protein binding
Source: RefSeq, a predicted model, not a curated record